Messenger RNA from Hevea brasiliensis (rubber tree), 1552 nucleotides. RefSeq names its product KIN17-like protein. The record is from RefSeq and is a predicted model, not a curated record. The transcript has a single exon. Gene Ontology annotation, molecular function: double-stranded DNA binding. Gene Ontology annotation, biological process: DNA damage response; DNA replication. Lineage: Eukaryota; Viridiplantae; Streptophyta; Magnoliopsida; Malpighiales; Euphorbiaceae. Gene Ontology annotation, cellular component: nucleus. Bases 174 to 1367 code for a protein of 397 amino acids.
UUCGUUAAGCUCUUUGCCCUAAUUUGUUUUUUCUCAGUAAAAAUUGAUUCAAUUCUUUUUCUUGAAAUCGAUUCAGUUAGAUUCAAAUCCCGCUGAAUAUUUAUACAUAAUCCAAACCCAUCUCGAAAACCUUUAUAAUUUCUGUCUUUGAGCUCAAUUAUCUCUGAUCUCAAAUGGGUAAGAACGAUUUUCUCACUCCAAAAGCAAUCGCCAACAGAAUCAAAGCCAAAGGUCUCCAGAAGCUCCGAUGGUACUGCCAAAUGUGUCAGAAGCAGUGCCGCGACGAGAAUGGCUUCAAGUGCCACUGUAUGAGCGAGAGCCACCAGCGUCAGAUGCAAAUCUUCGGUCAAAACCCUCACCGCAUCGUCGAAGGUUACUCCGACGAGUUCGAGAACACGUUCCUCGACCUCAUGCGGCGGAGCCACCGGUUCUCGCGGGUGGCUGCUACCGUCGUUUACAAUGAAUAUAUCCACGACAGGCAUCACGUACAUAUGAACUCCACGCAGUGGGCUACCUUGACAGAAUUUGUUAAGUAUUUGGGUCGGACGGGGAAGUGCAAGGUUGAGGAGACGCCGAAAGGGUGGUUUAUUACUUAUAUUGAUAGAGAUUCAGAGACCCUUUUUAAGGAAAAGAUGAAGAAUAAGAGAAUUAGAGCAGAUUUGGCUGAGGAGGAGAAGCAAGAGAGGGAAAUCCAGAAACAGAUUGAGAAGGCUGAGCAAUUUUAUACAACAAUUAGAAAUGAGGAUUCUGAGAAAGAGAGUACUGAAGUGGUGGAGCCUGCAGCUAAGGAAUUGAAGUUGGAGGGUGGGGUUAGGAUUGGCUUUGCUCUUGGUUCAAAAAAUAAUGUUGUUAAGGAAAAAGGAGAGAGCUCCACUAGAUUGGUAUUUGAAGAAAUUGAGGAGAAGGAUAGAAAGAAUGAAGAAAAUGGUAAUGUGGUUAAGAGUGGGAAAUCGGCGUUGGAGGAGUUGAUGAGGGAGGAAGAGAAGGCCAAGGAGAGGAGCAAUCGGAAGGAUUAUUGGCUGUGUGAAGGGAUAAUUGUUAAGGUGAUGAGUAAGACAUUGGCAGAGAAAGGUUAUUAUAAGCAAAAAGGGGUGUUGAGGAAAGUGAUUGAUAAAUAUGUUGGGGAAAUUGAGAUGCUUGAGAGUAAGCAUGUGUUGAGAGUUGAUCAGGAAGAACUUGAAACUGUGAUUCCACAGAUUGGGGGUCUUGUAAGAAUAGUUAAUGGAGCCUACAGAGGGUCAAAUGCGAGGUUGUUGGGAGUGGAUACAGAGAAGUUUUGCGCCAAGGUGCAGGUAGAGAAGGGGAUUUAUGAUGGAAGAGUGCUCAAGGCUGUGGAGUACGAGGACAUAUGCAAACUUGCUCAGUGAGUUUGGAUACAUUUUACUUCAGUGCCAGGAAUUAUCUUUCAACUUUUGUGGUUGUUCCUCAUUUUUUUUAAUCUUUUCUAGAGUCUGUUGAUGCAUCUUUUAUCAUCUUGUAUCUUUUCCUUCUGGAUGGAUGAUCUAGAAACUGUUUAUAAAUUGACAAAAGAAUUGAGAAACUCAUCUUUAAA